Hypoxylon fragiforme is the source of this 984-nucleotide messenger RNA. Its product is annotated as ribosomal protein S14. Lineage: Eukaryota; Fungi; Ascomycota; Sordariomycetes; Xylariales; Hypoxylaceae. Gene Ontology annotation, cellular component: ribosome; cytosolic small ribosomal subunit. The record is from RefSeq and is a predicted model, not a curated record. The transcript has 4 exons. Gene Ontology annotation, molecular function: structural constituent of ribosome; zinc ion binding. Bases 291 to 461 code for a protein of 56 amino acids. Gene Ontology annotation, biological process: translation.
CUGGAACCUUGGCCUGGAUAAAAUCAAUUGCUUAUCGAUAACAUCGGAACGAACUCACUUACAACUUAAUGUGGUCAAAGCUUACAACUCUAACUUGACGCUAAUUCUUCGGGGCUAGGGGCAGGUAACCACACAACAAUUUCGACUCUUCCUAAACCCAAAACUUCCAAAUUCUCGCCAAACUUUUUUCCCCAUUGUAUCUAAGCCAUUUUCCAGCAUCACCAACCGCCAACCCGAAUCCGACCGAACGUUCGUGAUAACCAAAUAUCGCAACAUAAAAAACCGCCAAUAUGUCUCACGAAUCCGUCUGGAACUCGCGACCGCGCAGCUACGGCAAGGGCGCUCGAUCUUGCCGAGUCUGCACCCACAAGGCUGGUUUGAUCCGCAAGUACGGCCUGAACAUCUGCCGUCAAUGCUUCCGUGAGAAGUCUACCGAUAUUGGCUUUGUCAAGCACCGAUAAACGCCUUUUCGGAUAGUCACUUUUUCCUACCACGAUAUCUCGCCAGGCAUCGUCGUCGACGCGAUUGCGGAAAUGGAGUUGUUGGGUUUUCAUUAGGAACAUGGUUACGCAUUUGCCUUGAGAGGCAUAGGCAUAGGCAUCGGCACGGGUCUUGCGCGUGGAGGAGGAAUGAGCAAAUGCGGCUCUUCAGUUCGACUAGACAACUAGACCACCACGACAAUGCCUACGAGAAUUCGAGCAUAAAUUAAUUCUAUGCGAUCCUGUGCGAAAAUGCGAACGUGAUUAUCUUUGGUAUUGCAGCACCUUCGGUCUCAUUUGACGAAGGCCUCAUGCUAUUAAGGAUUACCUAGGGACUUCAUCAGUAGGCGUAGGCGUAGGUGUAGGUAGGGUCAUGAUAUAUUCGGUAAUGCUAACGUUGAGAAUGAGACGAUAAAUCUGGCCGGAUAAUUCUAGUUCUCCCUUAUACGAGCAAUGCAUAUCCAAAUGGCUUUAUUGGAUCACUACGUUAUUACCUACACGGAUA